AUAUGGAACUUGACCAAGGUUGUUUAUAUCACGUUUUUUACUCAAGUCUGUACCUAUAUUAAUAGUUAAAAUGUAUUAAACGUGUAAGAAAUUAAACAAUGUCAAGGCUUCCAGUCGUGGUAAUUUUAGGCGCAACAGGGUCUGGAAAAUCCAGACUUGCUAUUGAAAUUGCUAAGAAGUAUGGAGGAGAAAUUCUUAGUGCAGAUUCAAUGCAGGUUUACUCCGACCUGAACGUAAUCACCAACAAGGUGACUGCGGAGGAGAGGCGGCAAGCGCCGCACCACCUGCUGGACGUGGUGAGCCCCUCGCGCCAGUUCACGGUCGUCGACUUCCGGAACAUGGCCGUGCCCCUCGUCGAGGGCCUGCUGGAGAGGAACGUGCUGCCGGUGGUUGUGGGCGGCACCAACUACUACAUAGAGUCGGUGCUGUGGAAGACGCUGGUGGUGGGACCGAGGCAGAAGAGGGAGCACGACUCCGUCGGGGAACUGGAGGAGAUUCGCAAGAGGUGGAAGGUUGACGUGGACGAACGCAAGCACAUUCCAACGUCCGAACUGCACAAUCAGCUGAAGAAGGUUGACCCAGAGAUGGCCAGCAUGUUGCAUCCAAACAAUCGGCGAAAAAUCAUCAGGUCGCUGCAGGUGUUUGCGCAGGAAGGCAGGACGCACAGCUCCAUCCUGAGGCAGCAGCGUGAGGAGGGGGGCACGGACCUCGGCGGCCCUCUCAGGUUCCCCCACUCCUGCCUCCUGUGGCUGCAGUGUGAACAGGAGGUGCUAGAUAAGAGGCUGGAUGCGAGAGUGGACACGAUGCUGGAACAAGGACUGGUCAAAGAGCUGCUGGAGUUCCAUCGCCAGUACAACCAGGAGCGGAUGGCCUCUGGUGCUCAACCAGACUACACUGUUGGGAUCUUCCAGUCCAUUGGCUUCAAAGAGUUUCAUGAUUAUUUAAUUCUGCCUGAAGCUGAGCGGAACGCAGACAGAGGAAAGGAGCUGUUCGAGAAAGGUGUAGAAGAUUUGAAACUGGCUACUCGUCGUUAUGCUCGUCGCCAGCUGAAGUGGAUCCGCAACCGUUUCCUCCGGGAGCCCAACAGACAGGUUCCGAACGUGUAUGGCCUGGAUGCCACGGACCCUCUGCAGUGGGACGAGAAGGUGCUGGGCCCCGCGACCAGCGUGGUGGAGAGCUACGCGAGGGGCGAGGUGCCGGCCAGCCCCCGGCCGCUCCCCGCGGAGCCCCGGGAGGAGGCCCGCGAUAGCAGCACCAGCCGCGCGUGCGAGGCGUGCGGGCGCGUGUUCCUGGGGCGCGUGCAGUGGCGCGACCACCUGGCCUCCAAGAAGCACCAGCGGGCCCUGCGCAGGCUGGCCCGGGCGGGCGGGGAGACCUGACCGCGCUAGCUGCGUGCGGGGAAGAAGUGUCUACUGGCGCGCAAGGAAGAAGUGUCUACUGGCUUGCAAAAACACAAGUUGUCAGGCCUGCACACGCAAACAUUCAGAAUUUUAAAUACCAAAACAAGUAAUUUAUCAUUGGUAUUUGAUAGAGGUGGGACGAUACCACACUUUCGAUACUUGAUUCUGUAUUGUUUUUUCAGUUCGAUACUUUCGAUACUCCAGGGAAAAAAAUUUUCUUGUUACGUAACAAUUAUUACAAAUAACGUAAAUUAGUUUUAAACUAUAUAAAUUCCCUCUUUAUUACAAAAAAUACACACUGUGAACAACUUAAAAGACUAACGACUUAUAUAAUUAUAAUUUAUUCUGAUGUGAGCCUAUUGGUCAUCAUAAUUACGGCUAAUAAGCUGUUCUAGUGUAGUUGUAUUUUGUACGAUGGCAACUCAAAACUUAAUUCAACACAAAUGAACAAGCAUUCCGGCAUCGAAAAAAAGUGUAUCGAACUUACAGUUUCGAUACUCGAUACUUUGCGAUACCGUCAAGUAUCGAAGGUAUCGAGGUAUCGAAAAUCCCAUCACUAGUAUUUGAUUUAGUAUCAAACAACUUACACGUUGAAAAAACAAAUAUUUGUUUGCAUUCAAAGUUUAGCUAAGCUGUUCCGCAUCACCUUGCGCUAACUUUUUAUUUGAGGUUAAGUAAGAGACAUGACAUUAGAAAUGUGUACGUGCAAGUUUGAAUGUAUUAACUGGCGAAAUGUAACUACACAGAAGUUAUUUCAAUACAAGCUGCUUAGGUUCAAACUGGAGGACGGUCUUUAAUAAAUAACAAAAUAACAAAAA
Bacillus rossius redtenbacheri is the source of this 2218-nucleotide messenger RNA. Its product is annotated as tRNA dimethylallyltransferase-like. Bases 99 to 1379 code for a protein of 426 amino acids. Gene Ontology annotation, molecular function: nucleic acid binding; tRNA dimethylallyltransferase activity; zinc ion binding. NCBI's taxonomy places the organism in Eukaryota, Metazoa, Arthropoda, Insecta, Phasmatodea, Bacillidae. The record is from RefSeq and is a predicted model, not a curated record. Gene Ontology annotation, cellular component: mitochondrion. The transcript has 6 exons. Gene Ontology annotation, biological process: tRNA modification.